Molecule: messenger RNA, 765 nt
Organism: Mytilus trossulus (common blue mussel)
Lineage: Eukaryota; Metazoa; Mollusca; Bivalvia; Mytilida; Mytilidae
Exons: 4
Coding region: 141-563 (140 amino acids)
Source: RefSeq, a predicted model, not a curated record
UUCAUUUUUAGUUUAGAUGUCCAAUUAUACUAAUGUGUGAUCUUUGCGUUUUCGUGGUAUUAAUCAAUACAAGAUCUAUGUAUUAAUACAAUUAUUUUAUUCUGUAAAGUCAUAUUUUUCGGACUUCUUUCACAAAGAAGAUGGAUGCUGUUACAUGUAAAUUGUUUGCGUCUUUGUGUUUAUGGACAUAUAUAUUUAUUGAAUGUAGUAACGGUGUACCAUUUCAUGGCUUCCUAACAUCAGCUGACAAAUUCUCGCGAGAUAUCGGGGAAGAAGAGAUGGAUGAAAAUGAACAACGUAUUAGAGAAGAAGAUUUAAGAAAAUUGAUACUAAAGAAACUUAGAUUUCGUGAUUUAGAAGAUGUUUCAUAUCCACGUGAAUAUGACGAGCUGUCAAAACUAUAUGACCUUUCACCCUUAGAUACAUCAGAGAAAGAGCAGAAGAGAAGUUCCAAUAUCAAUAGUGCUUUUGCUGACAAAGUGGCUGCGCUGCUUAAUGGACUUAAAACUAGACAAAUAGAUAGCCCAAAAGUUAGAAUGUCAAGUCUUCGGUUUGGACGAUGAUUUUAAAUAUAGACUUGAACCUAAUGAACUUCAUUGAAACUCAAGUUUCACUAAGUAUUUUCAAUUUAAUUGUACUAGAAAUAUUGGUUUGCAUUUAAUGUUGCAAAUAAAUGAAACAUUAUUAAGUUAUUAUAGUUCAAUAUGGAGCUAACGCUUUAUUUACCUAUCAUGUACGUCAUCAAAUAUCAAUGAAUUAAAACUG